Adineta ricciae is the source of this 1062-nucleotide messenger RNA. NCBI's taxonomy places the organism in Eukaryota, Metazoa, Rotifera, Eurotatoria, Adinetida, Adinetidae. The record is from the annotation of a GenBank genome assembly.
AUGGGUAAUAACGCCAGUUCAGUUAAUGUUGUCUUAGAUCAAGCCCAACCAUCGAUCUAUCAUGCGGGUGAUAUUAUAUCCGGGCAAGUUCAUUUUAAUAUUACCGAACGAACCAAAAAGACCGAUGAAAUUUAUUUGUCAUUAACCGGUGAUAUCGGUUAUACAACGGUACGCACGGUUCGAAUGCAAAAUGGGCAAAUGGAAAGGAAAACUGAUGGUCAUAAUGUUCGAAUUUUAGGACAAAAGUUUCUAUUAGGCCGUCCAUUACUGAAUCAAAGUAAUCGUGACAUACCUUAUCUUGAUUUGAACAUACUUGAACCGGGAUUGUAUAAGUAUCCAUUUUCGAUUCGUCUACCUGAAGAUUUACCGCCAACAUUACAUCCGGAAGAUUAUCCAUAUGUUCGUUAUCAGUUACAAGUUUUACUCGAAAAAAAAUGGUACCAUUCGAACGAUCGUCAUCGUUAUCCGAUUCGUAUUUUUCCUCGUGUUAAUCUUCAUAAUAUCAGUAAUUCUCGAAGUGCAGUUAAAUUCGGAACGAAACGUAAAGAUGUGACGCUGAAAGGUAUUUUACAACAAGCAGGUGUAUUACCUGGUGACCAAACAACGUUGUCACUGGAUAUACAAAAUCCAAAUCGUUUAACCAUCAAACGCAUCGAUGUUUGUUUUAUUCAACGCUAUGACAUUGAACAAUGUCGACGUCGAUUAGAAUUAAUUCGUCUAUCCAUACCUGAAUUAGCCAACAAUCAAGAUCAACACGCCGAAGCGUCAUGUUCAUUGACAAUUCCAGUUGGCAUACCUCCGACAUUCAGUUAUCGAAGUAACGGAACCCGAACAAUAGUUCAUGUCGAUUUACAUUACGAUUUGAAAAUUGAAGUUAAAGCUAAAGGACUUUUCACUGACUUUGAACUUCAAGUUCCUGUGAUUGUUGGAACAGUGUCAACAGACAAUUCUCAGACACGACCGAUCUGUGUCAAUCCGAUGAAUAUGAUUGCUUUAGAUUUGACCGAUGAUGACAUGCCACCGCCUUAUGAAUCUGUCAAUUAUUUUAAUCAAACACAUUAA